AUGUUCGGUGGCUUCUCGAGCCCUAACAAAGAGAAGAAAGCCGAUUCCUCCCUUGCCGCCGCGUCCUCUCCAUCGACGGCUCCCAACUCCUCAUCCACAGGCCCAGCCGCGCCCUACUUGCAGGAGGACAGCGCCAACUCCGACAAAACGAACGAGAACUCCUCUUCGACCAGCCGCGAGAAGCGCCAUUUCUCGCUGACAGACUCUUCCAAGCGUGCGUGCGAGCGCUGGAACCAGCCCGGGGACAAGAAACGGCGAAACAGCUCCGUUAACAAGGCAGCGGCUCUCUUCGCCAGCGCAAAGAAUUCUCUGCACCUCUCCAGUCUCAAGAGCCAGCUCAGGGAUUCAACGACGACGUCGAACACUACGGCUACGACACAGCAGCAGCAGUCUCAGGCUGCGCAGACGACUCUGCAGAUUUUGGGCAAGAUGGAUCCCGCUCUGAUCGUCCCUCAGGGCUCGUUGAACAACUCCGCCGGCGAAUCGAUGCCCACCUCGCGUUCCUCUUUCCAGGUCGGUGUGACUGAAGAUAGAAAUAGAAAAUGCCGAAGAACAAUGGAGGACACCCACGCCUAUCUCUACAAUUUCCUCGGAGCCCCUCUUGCCCCGGCAACAAGGCAACUUCAGGCUGACAGCUCGAAACAGAGCGAGGGCGGGGCAAACGAUGAUAUUGCCUCUACGGAGAUGGUGGAAACUGACAAUGGCUACUUCGCCAUAUUCGACGGCCAUGCUGGCUCGUUUGCUGCAGAGUGGUGCGGCAAGAAACUACAUCUGAUUCUUGAAGACACUAUACGAAAGAACCCUAGUGCUCCAGUGCCCAUGCUCCUUGAUCAGACCUUCACCUCUGUAGAUCAGCAGCUAGAACAACUGCCGUUAAAAAAUAGUGGCUGUACUGCCGUCAUUGCAGUGCUAAGAUGGGAAGACCGUCUCCCCAGCCCUGCUGCAUCAAUUGCUGAAUCAACGAAGAAAAAGGGAAAUGCAGACGACCCUGAGGGUACCAGUAUAGAGGGGUCGAAGCAAAGUCUCUCCGAGGAUACGUCUGCCAUAUCACCGCAGGAAGACCAGCCCAUUCGUUCCAGGGUUCUGUACACUGCCAAUGUUGGCGACGCCAGGAUCAUUCUAUGCCGUAACGGCAAGGCAUUACGCCUGUCAUACGACCACAAGGGUAGCGAUGAAAAUGAAGGGUUACGAAUAACCAAUGCCGGAGGAUUGAUUUUGAAUAACCGUGUCAAUGGCGUCCUCGCCGUCACCCGCGCUUUGGGAGAUACCUACAUGAAGGACCUUGUCACCGGACACCCAUUUACCACCGAAACUGUCAUACAGCCGGAGAUUGAUGAGUUUCUAAUAUUAGCUUGUGAUGGGGUAAGAUAUCUACCUAUAACUCACCUGCCUUUUCACCGAAAUUCUUACUAA
This is a messenger RNA of Trichophyton rubrum CBS 118892, 1413 nucleotides long. RefSeq lists its product as uncharacterized. NCBI's taxonomy places the organism in Eukaryota, Fungi, Ascomycota, Eurotiomycetes, Onygenales, Arthrodermataceae. The transcript has a single exon. The record is from RefSeq and is a predicted model, not a curated record. The coding region runs from base 1 to 1413 and encodes 470 amino acids. Gene Ontology annotation, biological process: protein dephosphorylation. Gene Ontology annotation, molecular function: protein serine/threonine phosphatase activity; cation binding.